Messenger RNA from Phymastichus coffea, 3170 nucleotides. RefSeq names its product zinc finger protein 252-like. The transcript has 7 exons. The record is from RefSeq and is a predicted model, not a curated record. Bases 542 to 3115 code for a protein of 857 amino acids. NCBI's taxonomy places the organism in Eukaryota, Metazoa, Arthropoda, Insecta, Hymenoptera, Eulophidae.
UCUGCCCCGCUCCAAAACGUGCCUCUAUAUUUAGUGGAGGUCGGCGCGUGCAAGUUCGAGCAGCCAAGAAUACGAAAGCUGCGCUGCUAUCGGCAGCCUCGUCGUCGUAAUCGAAUGUAAAGUUUGAAUUAGGAGAAAAAACGAGAAGAUGUAACUGUGUCUUUGAUUGAGAAAAAGGAGAAGAAAAAUAAGCGCGAGUGUUAAGUGGUAUUAUUGAACAAUACGAGCAGGACGCUCGACAACGUUGAACUAACAACCGCACGAUCUCAUCUUGUACUUCCCGACGAUUAUAAUUUUGGGCCGAAAAUAGUUGGGACGAGCUGCGUAAGAAGUGUGCAGUCUACUAGACGGCUAAACUCAUUCAUACGCUUUGAAAAAGUGCUAUUGAUAGGUUUUUAAGCCAUAUGUCAAUUCGACAGUUUAGCCACAGUCUGGGCAUCGACUCGACGCUGAUGAUUAUAAAUAAACCUUUCUGCUCGCCAAUAAGGAUGCGCUAGCAAAUUGCACUCGGCAGGCAAUCGUCUCGAUCGAGAAGGAAAAGAUGUGUGCUCGCUUGCUGGCAUGUCCGUUAUGCUCGCAACCGGGUUUCCUGACACUGGAUUCACUGCGAGCUGGUCUUGUCAGUGUGUCGACGCGUCCACUGGCGUGCCCAGUUUGCAACGAAGUGCUACUGGGUAUCGACAAGCUGACCAUUCACUUGUUCGGCCACACGGUCAGUUCCGGUAACACACCAGUCGGCGGCGGCAACGAGUCCGCCAAGCUCAUCGAGAACGCCAACAACGCCCAAAUCGUGCGCAGCGCCAUUCAGUCGUGGAAUGUGCUGGACGCGAACAACGUCCAGGUGAAGGAUACCAGCAGAGAUAACACGGGCAGUGGGAUCUACAUACCCAUCGACGAGAUCGAGACUUUUCGCAACCUGACGACCAUCAAGGACGGGAGUGGCAUGAUUCCGGUGCAGAGCGCACAGAACGGCGCGCAGAACGGCCCGAGCCAGGUGAUUUUCCUGCAGAACGUCGGCUCUCAACCCAAGCUAUUCUCGGCAGACCUGAUGGAGCCGAUAGUCAAGCCGCACGAGCAGGCGAGCCUCUAUCAGACGAUCCAGGCGGCGACGGGCGUAGCUUGCAACGGCAUGGCGGAGCCGAACGCGAGUGCCGAUCUGAUAGAGCUCGGGGCUCCAAGCCGUGCCGCUGAACUCGAGCAGCAGCAAAGUGCACGGGUAUCGCUGCCGAGCGACGAGUGCCGAAGCCUUCGGUUUCUUGACGAGGGCGCGAUUUCUCUGUUCCAGGCCUCGUGGCGCGAAGGCGCGAAGCCCAGCGAGUCCUCUCCCGCGUUCCCCCAGAGAUCCCACACGGACCGCCUCGAGGAGCUCGUCAAAUCCGCUCAGAUCAGCUCCUCGCCGCUGGGCACAUUCCACGAGGCGUACGACUGCUCGAGGCCCGCCUCGCCGAAGGCGGCCGAGGCGACGGCGACGAGCAGCGGCAAGCCGGUCGUCAAAUCCACCCAGAUACUCGCGGCCGGCGAGCGCAUGGAGCGCUGCAACGUCUGUGGCAUCAGCUUCCCGGGGCGCAACGUCUUGAUUCUGCACAAGCAGCUCGUGCACAUGAUCAAAGAAAAGGACGCGAGCGUGUCGCCGGACGACCUCAUGAAGAAUUAUCCGUGCCACCUGUGCACCAAGGUCUUCAAGAUGCGCGGCAGUCUGAUGGUCCACAUGAGAGUCGCUCAUCCCGGAGUCCAUGUGCCAAGAGCGUCGAAGCCGGCCCCGAAGCCGAUUCAAGAGCCAACUCAAGAGCCGAUUCCAGAGCCGAUUCAAAACGACGAGCCAGCGAGCGACGAGCCCGAGGGCAACUACAUCUGCCCGACGUGCGGCAAGAGUUUCAAAAAGGAGCACCAAGUCACCCAGCACAUCAAAAUCCACGACACCAAGCAGUUCGAGUGCGACAUCUGCAGCAAAAUGUUCACUACCAAGUACUUCCUGAAGAAGCACAAGCGCCUGCACUCGGGCGAGAUGCCCUACAAGUGCAACAUUUGCGACAAGACCUUCACCUUUCAGCAGUCUUAUCACAAGCAUCGACUCUAUCACAAAGACGACAAGCCGCACACUUGCAACACUUGCGGCCGCUCUUUCAAAGAAUUGUCCACGCUGCAUAAUCACGAGAGGAUUCACACCGGCGAGAAACCCUUCUCUUGCGAAACUUGCGGCAAAUGUUUCCGGCAAAGGGUGUCUUACUUGGUGCACCGUCGUAUUCACACUGGCGCAAUGCCAUACGAGUGUCUGGCUUGCGGCAAAAGCUUCAGAUACAAGGUCAGUCAAAGGACUCACAAGUGUCCAAUGCAGCCGCAAGACGGCUCGGAGCAGCGAUCCGGUGAGGCGUCGCAAGCUUCCUUGGACAACGACAAUUUCGAGAUGAGAGACACGCUGGAGAUGUCGUCGCAAGACGAGCACAGCAUGGACGAUUCGGUGACCAGCGAAGAUAAUCAGUACAUCUUGGUUUUGGGCAACGACGGUCAGCACGUACUGAAAAAAAAGACGGAGGUCGGCAAUGAAUCUAACCAAACUUCGACGAGCGAACAAACCGCCAAGCAAACAAACCAACAAGCCAACGGCGAGAGCCACGCUGUAAUGAGCAAUAUGUGGAGCGAAGAACAGCCCCAUCGAAUGGAAUUCAAAGAAGACAGUUGUUCCAAGAGCGAAGACGCGACUGAGAACGCCAACUUGUGGGGUGAAUCGUUCAAUACCAAGAACGUCAAUCAACAUGAAAAUUCGAACGAAUUGUGGAGUCAGAUAGCAAAGCGAAAUGCCUCAGCUGAAAAACCAUUCGACAAGAACGACUCGAGCAACACGCGCGAUUUCCUAUCGAUGAUACUGGAUAACGAGAUGACAACUCCGUCCGCGGAAAUGGAACACUUGAGGCUGUCAUCGCCAGUCAACAGUUCGGAAAACAAUUCGAGCGAGACCAAGGACUGCUUUCCACCGAUGAACAGCAGCGCCAGUGCAGUGCAAGUGGACCACCAUCAUCGUGCAGAUGAGACGUUCAGUAGUAGUAAUCUGUCGACCCUGCAAACCAUCAACGAAGACUCGCUUAAAGAGUUGUUAAACAGCAUCGCCGAUAAAUAAGAAAGCACAAUUAUUCAUUGUGAUUCUAUACUCUAACGUUUACUGCAUUACCAGU